UCUGCCUUAGGCUUCCCAGGAAUGAAGAGAAAGGCCUUCAGUGACCAUUGGAAUUCAUUAAUCACUUUGCUUAUGGAAACUUCAAUUCUCAUAGUUUGGAAUUGAUCAGGAUCUCUUUUACCUGUGUAGCAGCGUUCGAGUUUCAGAACCAUGCAUAUAGGUCAAACGGAUACAACUUCUGUUAAAUGUCUUAUCAACAGCAUCUCUCGAUUCAUUCAUCUAGUUUCUUGCCAAAUAGUGAAACCUAUGCCCCUUCAGAAGAACAUUAAUAAUAUGGUUGGUGUGUUAAAGCAUUUGAAACCCGUGCUUGAUGAUGUUGUGGAUUACAAAAUCCCUUUGGAUGAAAAUCUGUAUAGAGAAUGUGAAGAAUUGGACAUUCGGGUUAAUAAAGCUAGGGAGUUCAUUGAAAAUUGGUACUCAAAGAUGAGCAAGAUUCAUAGUGUUCUUCAAAGUGGGGAAUUGUUGAUUAAGUUACAGGGCGCUUCACUUAAGAUUUGUCAUAUGAUAGUUAGAUUCCUAAAGUCACCUGCAUCAGUUUCCGUUUUGGCUAAUCUUCAGCACUAUAUACAGGAACUCCAGUGUCUUAAGAAAGAACAAGCAAUGAUCUAUAUAGAAGAAGCACUGAGAAAUCAAAGGGAUAAUAUUGAACCUUGCUAUGAACAUCUAAAGGAAAUGAUAGAGUUACUUGAAUUUACAUCAAACCAGGAGCUCCUGAAAGAAAGUAUUGCUGUGGAAAAGGAAAGGUUGAAUGCUGAAGGCGAUAAAACCAAAGGGAACAUGGAUGAAAUUAACCAAAUUGUGAAUCUUAUGUGCAAUUUACGUGAUUAUGUAAUGAAAAUUGAGUGCUCUGAAGUCAAAAGUAGUGUCUCAAUCCCACCAUACUUUCGAUGUCCUUUAUCAUUGGAACUCAUGUUGGAUCCUGUUAUUGUGGCUUCAGGUCAAACAUAUGAGAGGCAAUCCAUCCAAAAGUGGCUUGAUCACGGUCUGACUGUUUGUCCCAAGACUCAUCAAAGACUUACCCAUACAAAUCUCAUUCCCAAUUAUACUGUUAAAGCUAUGAUAGCAAAUUGGUGUGAUGAAAAUAAUGUCAAACUUUCCAUUAACUCGAAACACAGUAAUUCUGCCCAUAUUUCGUCCCCGUCAGAUUAUUUAUUGCAUCAUGAUUUAGAUCGUGUGUGUAGUUUUUCUUCUUUACAUAGUAGCAAUUCCAAUUCAAGAUCAUCUUUUCAAACUGGAAAUGCAUUUGAGAAGAAAAAGGGUGAUAACGCUUUCAGAUUAAGUGGAGAAUCCAAUGGAAGCCAGAGUGGAGAGACAGAAAAGUUUGAGCAACAAUCCCCUGCACCUUCAUGUAGUUACAGCAGGAGUGAAUCAUUUUCAAGUUCUAUUUCUAGUACUGAUUAUGUACUUCCAGUUUCAAAAGAGAUGCCAGGGAUAUCUAAUAAGCAUCAAAAUGUGGAGUUGUCUGGAGAAAUUACUAAUGGCUGUCCUGCUUCCCUUGCAAAAAAAGAACCAGGAAUUUCUCCUUGGUUAUCAGAAAAGCAACUUCAAAGCCCUGGAUCAAAAAUGGGACAGAUGGAGAUUGGAAAUAUGGAUAUUAAGAAUAAUAAUAUUAUUAUUACUAGCCAUUCAAAAGUUGAUUCCCAUCCUGUUUCCAACUUAGGAUCUGAUGAACUGACCACCACAUCUCAUGUCAAUAAGUUGAUUGAAGACCUCCACAGUCAAUCAAAUGAAACACAGACUGCCGCUGCAGAAGAAUUGAGGCUAUGUACUAAGCAUAAUAUGGAAAACCGUAUCAUUGUAGGGCAGUGUGGGGCUAUCCGGCCUUUACUCUCACUGCUAUAUUCAGACAUACAGAUAACACAAGAACAUGCUGUGACAGCUCUACUGAAUUUGUCAAUUAAUGAAGCCAACAAGGCCUUGAUUACGGAAGCAGGAGCCAUAGAACCACUUAUCCAUGUUUUGCAGACAGGAAAUGAUGGUGCCAGGGAGAAUUCGGCUGCAGCUCUAUUCAGCCUCUCUGUAAUAGAUAACAAUAAGGCAAAAAUCGGCCGUUCUGGUGCAGUUAAAGCUUUGGUGGAUCUUCUGGCCUCAGGAACUCUUAGGGGAAAGAAGGAUGCUGCUACUGCUUUAUUUAACCUAUCAAUAUUUCAUGAGAAUAAAGCUCGUAUAGUUCAAGCUGGAGCUGUGAAGUUUCUGGUUCUGCUAUUGAACCCUGCUGAUGGAUUGGUUGACAAAGCUGUUGCUCUUUUGGCAAACCUGUCAACAAUUGCAGAGGGUCGAUUAGGAAUUGCAAGGGAAGGGGGUAUCCCGUUACUGGUUGAAAUUGUUGAAUCAGGUUCACAGAGGGGAAAGGAAAAUGCUGCUUCAAUUCUCUUGCAACUAUGUCUUCAUAGUCGUAAGUUUUGUACCCUCAUUCUCCAAGAAGGGGCUGUACCUCCCCUAGUUGCAUUAUCUCAGUCUGGUACAACAAGAGCAAAGGAAAAGGCGCAACAACUUCUCAGUCAUUUUCGUAAUCAGCGUGAAGGAGCUACAGGGAAGGGAAAAUCAUGAAGAUAGACAAUUUUGGUUAUUUUAUAGCCUUUUUAUUUCUUGCCUUAAUAACUCCUUCUGCUAGUGAGGACUUUAAGACUCCUUUCAUUACUUUUUUUUUUAUUCUUUUUAAUUCUAUCAAUUGUGCCAUUGUUAAGCCUUUUUUUUUUUUUUUUUUUCUGCUUCUAUAGGCUAUUUAUUUCCCCCUUUUAUUUUGUUGGCUUUAGUGGCUUCGUUUCUUUCUAGUGGAGAGGUCUGUUUUUAGGAGGCAAGCUAAUUCUGAAGCUUUAGCUUGCCAAGAUGUAAACUUAAAACGCUGUUUUGUUGGAGUCAUAACUCAUAAGUCAUAACUGAUGUGGGUCCCUAGUCACUGUUGUACAUAUUUGUACAUAUGGUAU
Molecule: messenger RNA, 2927 nt
Organism: Gastrolobium bilobum
Lineage: Eukaryota; Viridiplantae; Streptophyta; Magnoliopsida; Fabales; Fabaceae
Product: U-box domain-containing protein 3-like
Exons: 5
Coding region: 151-2550 (799 amino acids)
Biological process (GO): protein ubiquitination
Cellular component (GO): nucleus; cytoplasm
Molecular function (GO): ubiquitin-protein transferase activity; protein binding
Source: RefSeq, a predicted model, not a curated record